Messenger RNA from Lodderomyces margitis, 432 nucleotides. RefSeq lists its product as uncharacterized. The coding region runs from base 1 to 432 and encodes 143 amino acids. The transcript has a single exon. NCBI's taxonomy places the organism in Eukaryota, Fungi, Ascomycota, Pichiomycetes, Serinales, Debaryomycetaceae. The record is from RefSeq and is a predicted model, not a curated record.
AUGAGAUCGUAUCUUGUUGCGGUUACUUUUAGUCCCAUUGUAUCAUCUUUAUUCAUAGAUACAUCCAACUACCUGCCAUAUCCCCCAUCGUCAGAUCAGCCCUCAUCCAUUUUCUCCAAUGCUACAACUACAAUACAAGACCAACAACAAUUUCCCUAUACUUUUCAAUAUAGUAAGCUUUACGGUAAGCAAGUGGUUGAAUGUAUGAAACAAACCGAAGUUUUAUUUACUAGUAAAGUGUCAUCAUGUGCUGCUGACACUGCUUUGUUGGCCAAUCCUCCUUCACCAUUGGUCUAUAAUGAUACAGCACUAGAUUGUCAGUGUUUAUUUAUGAAAUAUAUUGAUGACAACUGUUUCGAUAUUGGGCUAAAUGAUAACGGACUUUGGGAAUUAGAAAAAUUGGACUACCCCGUGUGCAAGUUUUCAACUUGA